UGAUUGCAAGAUGGGAUUCUCAUCUCAGAUUUGUCUUAAAUCUGCUAAGCUGCUAUUUUGUUGUGAAUAGUUGCACUUUUGACUUUAAUACUUGAAAAAAGUUUGACAGUAAUAAGUGGUUACUGUGUGUUGCACUGAAUAUUUUUAUUGCUGGGUGCCUGUUACACUAAUGUGACUGUGAUUACUGAUUAAUGUUUGCACAGGAGUUCAGGAAGUGCUGCUAUUUUACUGUGUGUAAAAAAACACUUAUGGUCACUUCUGGAAAAAGUUGGCUGUUAUUGCUCUAUUUAAUUUCAAAUGGUUCUAAAGCAGAGAGAGAAAAGAAAAAAAUUCUCAAAGCACUAAAAGCAGUGAUUUAUUUUCUUUUUCAGGUUUAAAAUGCCAUAUUAUCCAAUACACCCUGUACCAUUUUAUUUUAUUUUAUGAUAUUUAUGUCAAAGAUACAGGAAAGUGAUAGUACACACAUAGCAGCCAAUAAAAUCUUUAGUUUAAUGUCUGACUGCUUCAGUGUUUGUAUUGCCUCAUGACUGAUGAAAAUUUGCCUUGUUGCAUGCAGUAGAAUUUCGAUGCAUCGCAAUGCAUCGUAGAAUCAAAUUGAAUCGUUACCUGGUGAAUCGUAAUUGAAUCGAAUUGUGAGGGCAGUGCCAAUGCACACCCCUAUUGACCAGGUAGAUCUUAAUAACUUUAGACCAAUCUCAAACCUACCUUUUCUUUCUAAAAUAUUAGCAAAAGUAGUGGCAAGCCGGCAUACGCUAAAUUCCAGGGGUUUCAUUACCACGACGUAAAGUGGGCGUUUCUGGGCGUCUUGGAAAUGUCAUGGGCUUGCCAGACCUUUUGUACUAGACUCAGGUCUGAGUGUAUCUGGCAAGGCCAUGACAGUAUUAUGUUCUGUGUGGGGACAUGUGGAGUCAUAUAUUAUGUGUGGCUGCCACGUGUUCCCAGUGUUUUGUGGCUGUCAUGGUCUUGCCUGACCUUGGUUAUGUUUCAGGUCGGAUGUUAGAGGGCAAGGUUAUGGCAGCAUUGUGUUUACGUGGGGACACAUGUUUUUUCACAUCAUGUAUGUGUGACACGUGUUCCCAGUGUCUUGUCACUUUCACCCUACUCCCUUAUGUACUCGUGUCUUACGUGAUUAAUUAUGUUCACCUGUUCCCCAUUGAUGUGGUGUCUUUAUUAUGCCCUCGCGUUCUCUGUGUUGUGCGCGUUCGUUGUCUAAGUUCAGUGUUCAUGUCAUCCGUGUUUGCUGAUAUCUGUUCCCGUGUUUGUGUUCCAUCACGGUCUUUAGUUAUCCUUUGUUUUACCCCCACGUGGGUGUUUCUGUUAUUUUGUAAAUAAAUUCAUAGUUAUAUUUUUGUAUCCUUGCGUUUGGGUUCUUUCCUUUAGUUUUGUGUAAACGUAUCGUGACAGGAAAACGCCCUUUUUCAAAAAAAGAAAAAAAGAGGUCAUCGAUCAUGCGCAGAAUGCUGUUUUACGAGUUCGCCUCACUGACAAUAAAGUGGGACUGCUAAUAUGCGUGAGUGGCGUGCUGUCCUGGGGCGAAGGUUCCGAGCUCGGGAAAUACCCCCCGAGUUCAGAACGUUCGUCCCUUGACCGGGGAAGGAGCCCCGGGCCUGGGGCGUGCCCUGACCUGGGUUAUCCCCGGUGCUGAGCUAAAUGUACGUAGUGAGGCGAAGGGGUGGAGGUGGGUUUGCAAUAAUGUCCCAGAGAAUUGAGGGUAAGGACUCUAUGAUUAUUUAUAGAGCUGGUACUAAGUUGUUGUGUUGAUUAGUGAUUGAUAACCAGCCGUGUUCAUUGCUUAAUCAUCGAGAGCCAGCCGUGUUCAUUGAUUAGUGAUUGAGAGCCAGCCAAGUUCAUUGAUUAGUGAUUAAGAGCCAGCCAUGUUCAUUGAUUAAUGAUUGAAAGCCAGCCGAGUUCAUUGACUGAUCAGCUCCUCCCAAACCUUGUUUAUAUAAAACAUCAUUUUAUUGCGCGGGUAUUUCCAAUCCCGGGAUUAACUCCGAUGGAUAACGAGGUAGAAAUAAAAGCACCUACGAUGGAUAAUGAAGGAGGUCAUACAGAUUGGCUCCCAACAAAUUUCAAAAUAUGUACAUCAUCGGAAGAGUACAUCACAGGAAUAGUUUCUUCAGAAGAAGAACUGAAACACCUACUGGAAAAUCACAAGCGUGCAUCAGGCACAUCUUACACAGUUUGGUCUGAUGACAGUCACAAAAAACAGAAAGUGACACCACGAUGUCUAUGGAAAGUAGAAGACUAUUCAGAACAUGUCCCACUCUCUGUGAAAAGAAGGGUGAUAUAUGCUUGUCAGCACGGAAAGAACUACAAGAAGACAACCACAACAGAUGAUUUGCAUACUGAACAUGACUACAGAAGAAGAAAAAGGUUCCAUAUUCAAAACAGCAAGAAAGUGGAUUGCCCAGCAAAACUUUGUCCGAUAUGUAGAAAGAUAUGAUCAGUUUGCAGUGGCUAAAACAAGUUCUAGAACUGAAAAACAAGUUGCAAUUAAGGGUGUUCUGGAGUCAUUAAAAGAAAACGGCACCGUCACUUCAGAAAUUAUCCAUGUCAAAAUACCUUUGGCAGGAGCACACAAAAACCACAACACUUCACGAAACUGUCAUUUCUCAAAUAACAUUCAUUACAUGGUGCGUGACAAAAUACAGGAAUAUGUGUCACUUGGAAUAACCUCAGUUCCUUUCCUUAAGAAGGUUCUGAAAACCUUUGUCCAGAAAGAGCUUUCAGGGAUGGGAAGCUUUCUACCGCAUCCACAAGACCCAUCGUACUACCCUUCAAGCCAUGUUAUCCAAAACCAUGUGCAUCAAGCCUUAGUUUGUGGAAAAUAUUCUGGCUUUGAUCAACUGCAGGUAGAAAAAAAAUGUAUGAAUGGAAAUUAACAGAUCCAAAUGCCAAGUUUUUCUUUCGGAAAUGUACAGAGAACAACAUCGAGCAGACAGUUCUGAAGUUUGAAAUGAAAGCAGAAGAACAAGGAUUUCCAGGCACUGAAGACUCUGAUUUGGAGGGAAACAACACACAGGAGAUAACAUCUUCACAAGAAACUUUCUUGUUUAUUCAUCAAAAUGUACAACAACAGGAAUUACUUAAGGGUUAUGGAGAUAUGGUCCUUCUUGAUGCUACUUAUAGAACAACUAAAUAUGCUUUGUUGCAACUGUUUGUGAAGGAUACUUUUUAUUCCAACAUGAAAAUACAACUGUUAUAUUACUUUUGUUUUUUCUUGCAAUAGCCAAGCCUGUUUACGGUAUUAAAAGUUAAGUUGUAUCACUUGUCUAAUAACACUUAAUCUCCCAUGUACUCUCCCUGACAGCCAAGAACAAGUUGUCCCUCUCUGAGCAAAAUGAACUGCUUAACCACCUUCGUGACAUAGCUAGUGCUCCAAGUGAAGCAUCUUGUGAUAGGGAGGUUGAAAGACUCAAGGAGAGCAAAGUUUACAAAUCCCUUGAAGUCAAAAAUUAUGUUGAUAGAAGGUGGUUGUGUGUUCGGGAGGUGAGGUAGGGGAGACCCGGGCUGGUUGUCUCACGGGUUGGUUGUCACACUGCUUAUUCCAGACAUACUACAUGGCACUGUGGUACAAUUUUGAUAUCAAUUUGUUAGCCUUUAAUAGCUUACUCAUUUGCAAUUGAAGUUUUGCGAGCAGACACAAAAACAUUGAUGUUAGGAGACAAUUUUUUAUUUUUAUUGGUCAGAGUAAAUUUUCAUGUUGGUGUUGUUUUUGUGUUGAGAUCUUGUAGGAUAUUAGUCAUUCAAAAACAAAACACUCAUUAAAAAGCUAAAAGUAGUAGCUUUAUUUUGAGUCAUCUUUUAGUGAUCAAGUUAAAGCCGUGUGGCAGCUAGCUUAUUAUGUUCGUCAAGAAGUCAGUUGGGGAUGGUUGUCACAUAGCUUGCGGGGUUGGUUGUCACAUAAGAAUAUUGGACAUGUAGACCUUUUAAGACUGUUUGUGUGUUUGUUUGUUUUUGUUUGCUGUUAAAAUAAAAUAAAUAAAGCAUUAAAUAAAGAGGUUUUAACACUAAAAAUUAUUUCAUUUUAUUUCUCAACACAGUAGACAAUAGGUUUAUGCCCAGCUGCACUACUUCCUGAACUUCAGCCAGCUUCUUGUUUCCUGUCUGCCAUUAUUGGACAAACUGAUUAAUCCAGGGGCCUAUACCAUGAAGGUAGCUGAACAAACUCGGGGUUACAGGAUUGGUUUUGAGUUGACAAAACCAAACCGAUGCAAUCAGGCUUUAUUGGUCCCAUGAAGCGGCUUAUCAACUUUCUCUGUCAACUCAGGCUUUGAUCUUUAGGCUAUGAUUACUCCACCCGCGCGUGCACGUAAAAGAGUGACGUCGGCACCGAACAACCAAUCGGAAUAGAAAUAGAGGGAGCACGUACGAGCAGUGUAUUUUUUUAGCGGAGGAGCAUGAGCUAAUUAUACAAAGUAUGAAGAUUAAUUUUAAGAGCGAAAUAAUACUGCCUCUGCUCUUUUUAAUAUAACAUGUACAUUAACAUGUACUUCAUUGUAUAAUAUAUUUAGGUACCCAAAGUGAAA
Molecule: messenger RNA, 4532 nt
Organism: Misgurnus anguillicaudatus (oriental weatherfish)
Lineage: Eukaryota; Metazoa; Chordata; Actinopteri; Cypriniformes; Cobitidae
Source: RefSeq, a predicted model, not a curated record